AAGAGGAAUGAAGGGAUGUGCAACAAUAGCACAGCUCUGGAGGUCACUGAAUCCUCCCUCCCUGUUCACCGCCUUCUCGCGCUACAAAAACAUGGUGAGCCACAGACACCAUGCCUGAUUCUACCUGCAAGAGCACCAGCAUGGACAGAGUCUGGCCACAGACCUUGCCCUCAGCCUGGAAACAGAGGUCAAGACCCUGGGACAGGGCUCUCUGUUCCUUAGGGAACACAAAGGGAGCCUGGUGUCUGCCCUGCCAGUUCCCAGGGGAAGGCAGCUCAGCAAGUCCCUAGGUUCUGAGGAGAGGUGAUUCCUUGAACUGGGGGAAGUUCUUGGCAGAGCAGGGGUCUUCUCUGAAGAAGGGCAAGGGGCAGCUGGGCCUGCUCCACUUCUCCAUGGAGGAGCACCUGUCACCUUCACCAGCCCUGCAGGAGCAGUGUGCUCAGCCCUCAGGACCUGCUGUCAUAAGGGAGGUUGGCAAGAUUCCUCUGUGAUUCCUAGGAUGUUUUUUUUCUGGCCUUCCCUGCAUGAGAUUCUCUGUAUAGCAAAGGGACUACAGCCCCCCUCCUUCCCUUACACAAUAGAGGUUUGGUUCUAUCCAGGCAGGCCAUGGGAACCCUGGACUGCAGCUGGGGCAGGGUCUGAUACUGGCAGACACUCUUUCGUCACAGCAGACUUUGGGGGCUGGUUGUCAGGGACAGGAUGGUGCUGACCUGAGGGAGUAGAGGUGGGGAACCAGUGACUCCUGUGGGGCAAUGUUAUCUCCUAGGUGGUGCCAGUGUGCACACCCAUAAGAGUCCCAUAGAAGGCCACCAUGUCUGUUCAUCUUCAACCAGGACAAGUUAGAGGCUCAUAGCACAGGGAGGUCUGCAGGGAAUAAACCAAUGGGAAGAGGGAGGUGGCGGGGUCUGAGAGUAAGGUAAGGACCAGAGGGGGCCUGCUGCCACUGACACAGCUUAUGGGAGUCCUGGUGCAGCUGGAGUGGCCCAAUGCAAAGGGAAGACUAGGCUAUGUUCAGCUGAGAGGAGGUCAGGCUGUUGGAGCAGAAAGUGCAACACAGAGCUGGGCUGGUUCUGAGGAAAGCAGGCAGCCAUCUGCAAUUUCCAUACCUUAGGACCCAGCCAAGGGCCCCUAAGGGUGAAUUUUGUUUCUGACCUUAGUUUGUGGGUGGGGGAGGCCAUCUCACUAAGCUUCCGUUAUUUUUUUCCCCCACUGGGAAGGGGAGGAGCCAGCACUGUUGAAAGAGGUCUGAGCCAGGAAGCUGAACACUAUUGCUGAGCAGUGAGCCAGAGCGUCAAGGGCCUAGCCAGUGGCAGUGCUUCAAGACUAUUCUGAACCAAACCCUUUACUUCUACCACAAAUCCACCUGGAAAAAUAUGAGGAUGAGUUCUUCAUGGAAAGUCAAUAAGAAAGAGAUGACUUCUGCAUCUAGUCACCUGAAACCACAUAAACAUCCUAAUACUUCUAAGGACAGCCAGGCAAUGGAGCCUAUGAACAACCUCUGCAGGCAGUAUGAGGAGAAGGUGCGGCCCUGCAUUGACCUCAUCGACUCCCUGCGGGCCCUGGGUGUGGAGCAGGACCUGGCCCUGCCUGCCAUUGCAGUCAUUGGGGACCAGAGCUCAGGGAAGAGCUCUGUGCUGGAAGCCCUGUCAGGAGUGGCCCUCCCCAGAGGCAGUGGUAUCGUUACCAGGUGCCCUCUGGUGCUGAAACUGAAGCAACUGGAACAGGGAGAGGAGUGGAGAGGCAAAGUCACCUACAAGAAAACUGAGGUUGAGGUCUCAGACCCCUCACAGGUGGAAGGGGAAGUCAAUAAAGCCCAGAACUUCAUUGCUGGGAAUGGGCUGAUGAUUAGCAGUGAGCUCAUUAGCCUGGAGGUCAGCUCCCCAAAUGUCCCAGACCUGACCUUGAUUGAUCUGCCGGGGAUUACCAGGGUGGCUGUAGGCAAUCAGCCUGCAGACAUUGGAUGCCAGAUCAAGAGACUCAUCAAGACAUACAUCCAAAAACAGGAGACCAUCAACCUGGUGGUGGUCCCCAGUAAUGUGGACAUUGCCACCACAGAGGCACUGAGCAUGGCUCAGGAGGUGGACCCUGAAGGGGACAGGACCAUAGGGAUCUUGACCAAGCCUGAUCUGGUGGACAGAGGGGCUGAGGACAAGGUCAUUGAUGUGGUUCGGAACCUGGUGUACCACCUGAAGAAGGGCUACAUGAUAGUCAAGUGCAGAGGUCAACGGGAUGUCCAGAAGCAUCUGAACCUGACUGAGGCCCUGAAUAUGGAACAAGCUUUCUUCAAGGAGCACCCACAUUUCAGAGUUCUUCUGGAGGAUGGGAAGGCCACAGUGCCCCUUCUGGCAGAGAGACUGACCUCAGAGCUCAUCUCACACAUCUGUAAAUCGCUCCCACUAUUGGAAAAUCAAAUAAAUAAGAGUCACCAGAGAACAAUUGAGGAGCUACAGAAGUACGGCAUAGAUAUACCAGAAGACAGUAACGAGAGAAUGUUCUUUCUGAUUGAUAAAAUUAAUGCCUUCAAUAAGGAUAUCACUGCUUUGGUACAAGCACAGGAAACUGUACCAGGGGGAGGCAGUCGGCUGUUUACCAACCUGAGAAAUGAGUUUCUUAAUUGGAAUAAUUAUAUUGAGGAACAUUUCAACACAAGUUCUGCUGAGAUAGACAGCCAGAUCCAAGUAUUUGAAAAUCAGUAUCGUGGCCGGGAGCUGCCAGGGUUUGUGAACUAUAAGACAUUUGAGAGCAUCAUCAAAAAACAAAUAAAAGCCCUAGAAGAGCCUCCUGUGGUUUUGCUAUACAAGGUCACUGAUAUGGUCCGAUCCGCCUUCACGAAGAUUUCAUUAAAGAAUUUUGGUGAAUUUUUUAACCUCUGCAGUGCUGCCAAGUCCAAAAUUGAAGACAUCAGAUUAAAUCAAGAAAAAAAAGCUGAAAAGCUAAUUCGACUUCACUUCCAGAUGGAGCAGAUUGUAUACUGCCAGGACGAAGUUUACAGGGGAGCCCUGAAGGAGGUCAAAAAGAAAGAAGUCGAGAAAGAAAAGAAUAAUUUUACCUUUCAAUAUAACUCUCAAUCUCCUCAAAAGGACUUGUCUACCACUGAGAUGAGCCAGCACCUGAAUGCCUACUACAAGGAGUGCAGAAGAAGCAUCGGGAGACAGGUCCCUCUGAUCAUCCAGUACUUUCUUCUACAAACAUUUGGGGAAGAGUUGGAGAAAGCCAUGCUUCAGCUCUUACAGGACAAGACUAACUGUAGCCGGCUCCUGGCUGAGCGGAGUGAUAUUACAGAGAAGAGGAAAUUCCUGAAGAGGCGGCUUUCAAGGCUGGACCAAGCUCGGCACAAGCUUGCCAAAUUCUCCUAUUAAUCAGGCUUUCCAGCCUGCCCUGCAUGUUAGUGGCAUGGUAUGGACCAAGGGUUGCUUUGAGGGAGAAAUACCUCAGUGCACACUCCAUUAGACUCACCCCUUUACUGUUGUAUCGUCUGAACCUUUUACUUGUUACCAUUUGGAGUUCGCAAAUUAAAAAAACAACAACACAAAAACCCUUUGAUUUUUCCAUUUCAAUC
Molecule: messenger RNA, 3559 nt
Organism: Onychomys torridus (southern grasshopper mouse)
Lineage: Eukaryota; Metazoa; Chordata; Mammalia; Rodentia; Cricetidae
Product: interferon-induced GTP-binding protein Mx1-like
Exons: 14
Coding region: 1374-3359 (661 amino acids)
Biological process (GO): defense response to virus
Cellular component (GO): membrane; cytoplasm; nucleus
Molecular function (GO): GTPase activity; microtubule binding; GTP binding
Source: RefSeq, a predicted model, not a curated record